UGCGCGGGCCCUGGAGGGCGGAGUCCAGGAGGGUGCCGGCCGAGGGAGGGGGCGCGGCGUCGGUGAAGUCCGGCGCUCCCUCAGGCCGUGGAGGCGAUGCUGGCGGCUGCGGGGCCCGCGGCCGGGCGGACCGGCAUGUGACGGGACUGCCCCUUGCCUCUCUUCCAUCCUCGGGCCGGCAGGUCGCUGGGCGACCGGCAGCCGGGCCGCGGCAGGAGGCAGCGCGACCUCUGCACGAUUCUGUCAAGUUUUAAGAAUCAAUGAAUCAUAUAGCCCAUGGAAGAAAAAACACAAAUCAAGACAUUUUUGGGUUCCAAGCUGCCAAAGUAUGGAGCGAAAUCUAUGAGAAGUACACUUCAACCAAUGCCAAACGGGGCCCCUGUGACAUUAUUAGGGACUUCAAAGAAUAGUAAUGUCAAAAGUUAUAUUAAAAAUAAUGGCUCUGAUUGUUCAUUGUCCCAUUCAUUUAAUUGGAGAAAAACAAAUAAAUACCAACUUGGUUCACAAAACACAGCAGAACUUAAUAAUAUACAGAGUACACACGAUAGACUGAUUGAUCCUGAACAACAUGCUCGUGCUCCAGGAAUGCUUGAUGGGAAUGGGAUAAAGGGAAGCUUGAAAAGUACUUCCUUGUUCACGUCCAAGUUAGCAAGACCAUCAACCAUGUUUGUGUCAUCUGCAGAGGAGUUAAAUCAAAAAUCUUUUUCUGGACCAUCUACUAGUUUGGGUAAAUUCACCAAAGGCACAUUACUAGGAAGGACUUCAUAUUCUUCAGUCAAUGCGAAGUCUCAUUUGAAUACGUUUUACGGGAACCGGCCACCUGGUAACAUGCAGAAGCCAAGAGUGAACCCUUGUGCCAGCAGAAGCAGUUCUGGGGAGAGCCUGGCACAGUCCCCAGACAAUAUUAAGUCUAUUACUUGUGAAAAAAUGGUAAGGUCACAAAGUUUUUCACAUUCCAUUCAGAAUUCCUUCCUCCCGCCUUCAUCUAUAACCAGAUCACAUUCCUUCAACAGAGCUGUAGACCUUACAAAGCCUUAUCAGAACCAGCAGCUACCUGUUCGAGUGCCUCUCCGGUCAGGUAUGCUGACAAGAAAUUCUCGGCAGUCAGAAGUACUCAAUGGGAACGAACACUUGGGGUUUGGUUUUAAUAGGCCUUAUGCUGCUGGUGGGAAGAAAUUGGCUUUAUCAAAUGGCCCAGGUGUAUCUUCCACUUUGGGUUAUAGGAUGGUUCAUCCCUCUCUGCUGAAAUCCAGCCGGCCUCCAUUUUCUGGGACCAUGACAGUCGAUAGUAAUAAAAAUCCACCUGCUGACAUGUGUGUAGAGGAAGAAGGUGUAGCUUUGGACAAAGACAGCUCUACUGGUAAGGACCAAGAACUAAUUGAAAAUGAAAGUUACCGAACAGAUAAUGAUCAGACUAUGAAGCAUGAAUCUAAAAUUAGGUACCUGAGUGAUGAUGUGGAUGAUAUUUCCUUGUCGUCUUUGUCAUCUUCUGAUAAGAAUGAUUUAAGUGAAGAUUUCAGUGAUGAUUUUAUAGACUUGGACGACUCCAAUAGAACUAGAAUAACGCUAGAGGAAAUUACUCUCAAAGAAGAAAAGCAUGAAAAUGUACCAUCAAAGGAUAUAUUUGAUUCUCCUAAGGAAAAUGAACAGAUCUUCAGUAAAGCUGAUGAAUGGAUAGAUAUAAGUGUCUCUGACAGGAGUGAAUGUACAAAGCAUACCUCUGGAAAUAACUUGAUUUCACCAGAUACGGAUUACAGAGCUGGUUCUUCAUUUGAACUCUCUCCAUCUGAUAGCUCUGAUGGAACAUACAUGUGGGAUGAAGAGGGCCUGGAACCCAUUGGAAGUGUCCACCCUGUUGGCAGCUAUGAGUCCUCCGAAAUGAACAGCAUAGAUAUUCUGAAUAAUCUUGAAUCAUGUGACCUUGAGGAUGAUGACCUUAUGCUGGAUGUGGAUUUGCCGGAGGACACACCUCUUGAAAAUGUGGAGUGUGACAAUAUGAACCGCUUUGACCGAUCAGACAGAAAUGUACGACAGUCGCAGGAUGGAUUUUGGAAAAGGCCAUCACAGAGGUGGAGUGGACAGGACCAUUACCACCUUAGCCAUCCUGACCACUAUCAUCACCAUGGGAAAAGUGACUUGAGCAGAGGCUCUCCUUAUAGAGAAUCCCCUUUGGGUCAUUUUGAAAGCUAUGGAGGGACCCCCUUUUUCCAGGCUCAGAAGAUGUUUGUAGAUGUGCCUGACAACACAGUGAUACUGGAUGAGAUGACCCUCCGGCACAUGGUCCAGGACUGCACAGCUGUGAAAACACAGUUACUGAAACUUAAACGUCUCUUGCAUCAGCAUGAUGGAAGUGGAUCAUUACAAGAUGUUCAGCUAUCAUUGCCAUCCAGUCCAGAGCCAGAAGACGGAGAUCAGAUAUAUAAGAAUGAAGAUUUAUUAAAUGAAAUAAAAGAACUUAAAGAGGAAAUAAAGAAAAAAGAUGAAAAAAUUCAACUAUUAGAGCAUCAGCUUGCGACCCGGUGUAACUGUCACCAGAAAUCUAAAGAGGGCAAGUGUACAUAUGCUGAUAAAUACACCCAGACACCCUGGAGAAGACUUCCUCCUCAAGUACUACAGCCUUCCAGCAGCCUUCCCAGACCUACAGACCACGCCCAGGGAAAACUAAUAAAGCCACAACAUAUCGAGGCCCACAGUGAAUAUUCAGUCCAAGGCAUGUGUCAGGAUGGGGCACAUCCAGAUGGAAGCUUUACACAGGGCUUGCAACAAGAAAACAGCUGUGGUUUGGAAGAACGCCCUUGGUCAUCAAGCCCACAGCUGACAGUGGACGUGGUGCAGGACAUAGCUUCUGAAGCGAGUCUGAGCGUGACUGUGGAUGCUCAAGAGCCUUCCAAGGAUCAAACUAGUGACAAGCAGUUCGUAACUCCUCCUCCGCAGACAGCUUCCCAGUCAAGUACAGUGGACCAUACUAAGAGGGUUGGAAGAAACCAGUCUCCUCAGCCCAAGUCCUCACAGCUCUCAAAGCCAUCCAUCUUAAGUUCUUCAGCACUUUCUCCAGAUUCUGAUUCAUCAUCAAAUAGGACUUCCACAUGUAAGAAGGCACCAGUAAUCACACCAUGCAAUUCAAAACUUCAGCUAGUAUCUAAUCAAAACAAUCUUGCAAACCACUUGAAUCUGAAAACAUCGAAACUUCGUCCCCCUUCUGGCUCUUUCAGACAAAAACAAAUAAGCAAUCCCCAAAUAGAACCUCAAAACUCCCAGGCCAAGACAAGCAUCCCGAGGCCAUUAGCACGACCAAAAGAACUACAUAGUCCACACAGCAAUUUGCAUUCUGGGGAUUGUGUGGCCUCUAAUCGAUAUUCUCGUCUUCCUAAACCAAAGAUACAUUAAGAGCAUAGCCAUCACCUGCCAAUUUGUUCUUUAAAAGCAGUCUGCUCUGUAAUAGCUUUAUGUGCAGUUUACUACUAUGUUGGAGGUUCCAUUACAGCAAAUCUUAACAUUAAAGUGCAGAAGCUUCUACUAGUUUGGCUCUUCCAUUCUAUGUCCUGGUUGAAUUAUAUACCAUUUGCACAAACUUGUCUCAGGUAAACACAGGUUUACUUAUCCAUCUCAGAGGCCCAAGUCCCUAUUCAUACUAUCCAGCCCUCUCUCUGCAUACCAGAAAAGUAAAAACAUCCUAUUUUCCAGGCAAGAUAUGUACUUUGCUGGGUUAGUCCUGUCAUGGUUUGUAAUAACUGUGGUUAUCAGAACCCCACCCCUUUGCUUAUUCCUCCUGUGAACAUGGCUGCUGUGUGAACUAAAGAUCCAUAGUGAUGAUGGAAGAUGGCUGUCCGUGAGCAGGGUUCUGGCCAGUGUUUUAUAUUUUUAUGAGGUCUAUGCAAAAGCUCCACAGUAAAUAAAGAAAGACCAGGCUUUUAAUGGGGGGAGGGGUCCUUAUUGGUUUUAUCUCUCCUUUCUAGGAUCAGUAAUCUAGUGCUAUUGUUUCUCCUUUUAUCAGACAAAUUUCCAGGCUGACAGUUUUUAUUAUCUUCUAUAAAUCAAUGCGAUGUUGCUAUCACACCUUGUUGUUGCUGUCACACACAUAUGAUUUGCUUUUAUUGUCACUUACGUUGUAUAUUUGGGGAGCUGAGGUGCCUGUGGUGUAUCAGUUGUAACUUCUGUUGGUGCUAGAGUUUUGCAGGUAAUUGAGUUAACCCUAUUAACGUACAGAUCUAUCAGAUUACUUUUAAGUUUCCUAACAUAUAUUGAAAAUUUUAAAUUAAGUCUUUAUUGUAAUAUUUGUAUUUAUUGACUUUUUGCUAAUAUCUGAAGACUGGAAUAAUGGACUUGAAAUAUUUGCACAAAAAUUUGAUGGGAUAUGAGGGAUUUAAAGCUUAUUUUCUAUAAAAAAUGAGUUAAAACACUGAGAAAAAUAUAUAUGUUUAAGACUAUCAUAAGUCACUUUUCUGGGUUUCCUAAGUUUCCCUUUUCUGAUUUUGUAAGUUUAAAUGACAGUUUCUUGAAAAGUAGAUUUGGGGGAAAAAUUAAUUGUAGGUAUGAAACAGUACUUCGUUAAGAGAUACUGCUACAGAUGUGCUACCAAAGGUAGCUGUGGACCUCCAGGUAACUGUGUACAGGAACCCCAACUGUGCUGCUGGCCACUUCUAAAUAGCUGAAUAAUUUACCGUACGUUAUGUCUGCCCGAACUGUGUCACCUUAGGUUAGUGAGCCAUAGUUCAUUUAGAAGAUUUUUCAGACAGAUAACUUUACAAGAUCAGUAUCUGAUUAACUGACCAAAAUGUAUCAAAAGGAAUUAGGUCUGUGGCUUCCUUUUCAAAUGUCCCUGGGUUACAAAGAGAAACAUGGUAUCAGAUGCAUCAGUGCAAAGGUUCAUAGUCACAUUUGCUGCCAUCUGGGGCCAUUCCUCCCUUACUGUCAAAACCCUUCAAGCGAAUUUGCCAUUUGUAGAUGCAGACCUUUCUCCGGUUUGGGGGGGCACGUGAGCACAGGCUUAUACCACAGCACCUUAGUCAGAGAGGAAGCUAAGAGCGCCCUGCGUGUAGGCUAAACGCUAUUGAGUCAUCACUGCUGUGGGCGAAAGCGCUGCUGCUUCACGAAACCAGCCAGCCAAUCCGGCAGCCGUAUGUGGGCGUGUGCUUCCCCUUACAGAGACUGAAACUUAAUCUCACGCAUCACAGGUCAGCUACAAUCAUGCUCUGUUCUCUGCAAUAGAACAUACUAAUGGAUUUGUGUUUGUUUGUUUUUUUAAUUAGAAACUGGUAUAGACCUUUAUGAAAUAACUUUUUCAAGUUGGCCUUAUUCUUAGGUGAAAGUAAAAAUUUUAAAAUUUAUUUAUAACCCUCUUGUCUGAGGGAAAUGUCUUUGUCUGUUGUAUAAAAAUGUCAACUCCAGGAAUUUGUUAAUUCUAAUCCUUGGCUCACUUUAAUUUUUUUCUCUCUGAUGAAUCUGCAAACAUGUUUAUCCACCAUUAUACCCUUUAAUUCUUUGUUGAGCCUCAGUACUGAUAGAUGAUAUAGGCAGGCUCAUCAGUAUAAUUUUAUUUUUGAUUCAAGAGCCUCAUGUGUGCCAGGCUGGCCUCUAACUCACUUGUAGCCAAAGAGUACCUUGGAGUUUUGAUUUCCUGCCUCCAUCUCCAGAGUGCCAGGAUUAGUCAUGUGCCAUCACAGCUGCGUUUAUGUAGCACCGGAGACUGAGUCCAGGGCGUACUUUGUGCUAGGCAAGCCCUCUACCAAGUGAGCUGCAUUCCCAGCUCUUGUCAGUACACCUCUGAAGCAUAUUGUAUGCUUCAGUACAUUUCCUAGGGAAGAUAUCUAGGAUGCAUUCAUAAACAACAUAGACUGGUGUCUGCUCUUAGUAACAGUAGGGCUCAGCACUGCUGAAUAAGCAGAGGUCAUUUUCUCGAUCUGGCUUGGUCUCUUGAUUGCAUUUGUAAACCAACUUGCUGCCCACAGGAACAUAGUUAACUCACUCUGUUCUGUCAGGGAAAACAGUGGGAGUGGGUGAAUUCUAAGUGUUAAGGGUGAGGUUGGUUAAUUUUCACAUGCAUGAAAGAGAAAAAAAUACAGGAUUAUUUAUUUGGCUUUUAAUAGGAUAUGUUUCAAAAAAAAAUUUUUUUGAGCUAGAGUUUUCCUGUGUAGCCUUGAGUUUGUUCAAAGAAUGCUUGGUCUAUGGUGUUUAUUAGCAUAGGUACAGGCAAGAUUUCAAGGUGUCUGACAAAGGAUUAUAGAGUUGUAUCGCUUAGAAGAUUUCUUAUCACUGAAACCACCUACCUGUUAUUUUUCUUUUGUAGUCUCAUUUUCCAUUUGUGCAGUAUUUCCAGGCACAUCAACUACUGUUUGUUGUAUUUAUAUAGAUGUUAGGGAACUUACUAAGCAUUUUAGUAAGCAAAAAUCUGAGUAUGAAAGAAAAUAUCAGAUAUGCACUUUAAAUGAGCUUAAUUGCUUGGAGUUGUGCCUGAAAUAUCAAAAUGCCUCCUCUUGGUGUGGCUUUAGUGAAAUGAACUUCUCUGUAAUCAUUGCUGUUUGAGGGUAGCUGUGCAGCCUUUCACGGAACUGUAUCCCAGCAUGCCACUUUGCUCAUGAUAGCACUAAGUUUUCUUUAAAUGUCCAUUGUCCCUUUAAGUAUUUUACUCAACCUAUCAGACACAGCUUGAUCGUCAUAACUGUCACUCCCGAAAAGACCUAUGCCGUUGAUGGUGUCCCAGACGUAGGUGCACUCCUGGUUUGCUACCACAGUGGUUCUGCCAGUUUCCCGAGGAUGCACCGUGGGGUCAAAAGAGCUUGUACUGAAGGCAAGUAAGACUGCAGCACCAUUUCCAUACCCUCUCCAUUCACAGCAGCUUCCGUGUUGCUGAGUUACGUCUGCACGCUUAUGCACACAUUUGAAAAUGAAGUAUAGCUGUAAUAUAAACAGCUGGGUUUUCCUUGGAGAUCACCUAUUUCUAUGCUUGAGUUCUACUUUCUGUUGGUCUUUCCAUCUUUCCUUGGGUCUCUUUAAGUUUGUGCUGCAGCAAUUUGAGAGGAUAUGUUUGGACAGAUGAUUAUGAGGUUUUUAUAAUUAUGUAAUUGAUUAAUGAUUUGAGUCUUCACUUUGUUGAGUAAAAGUUGCCCCUUUGUUUUUGGUAGAGCAUUGCCAUGAUGAGUAAUGCUUGCCUUGAGAACUUAGUCAUGACUAACUCAAAUCAGAAACAGUAUCUGCAAUGUUGUUUUCCCCGUUGAUUUUACAAUCCAGUGCAGAGUACAUAAUGUAUAUUACAAUUUGCCUGUAAAAUGAAUUAUGGAAACCAGAUGUAAAGUCUCUUUCCUGAAAGUGUUGGCUUAGUAAAUAAAAAAUAAAGUUCAUAAUUAUGAAAA
Meriones unguiculatus (Mongolian gerbil) is the source of this 7349-nucleotide messenger RNA. RefSeq names its product coiled-coil serine rich protein 2 (gene Ccser2). Gene Ontology annotation, molecular function: microtubule binding. Bases 277 to 3387 code for a protein of 1036 amino acids. Lineage: Eukaryota; Metazoa; Chordata; Mammalia; Rodentia; Muridae. Gene Ontology annotation, biological process: microtubule bundle formation. Gene Ontology annotation, cellular component: microtubule cytoskeleton. The transcript is spliced from 10 exons. The record is from RefSeq and is a predicted model, not a curated record.